GGCUUUGGGGUGGGUUUAGGGUGGGAUUUGCGUGGAUUUGGGGUGAGAUUUGCGUGGAUUUGGGCUGGACUCGACGUCAGGCUGUGCUUGACUCCAGUCCCUUGAGCCCAGCUCGGGGCUGGGCUCAGCUUUGUACCAACUUUGGCUUUGGGUGCCCCCCUAUUCCUGUUCCCAUCCCCAUUCCUGGCGUGAGCCCCUGAUUCCCAUUCCAGGGGUGACCCCCCAUCCACCUCCUGAUCCCAUUCCAGGAGUGACACCCCCUGUUCCCAUUCCCAUUCCUGGGGUGCCCUCCCAUUCCUGAUCCCGAUCCCAUUCCAGGGGUUCAGAUGGUCGUCAGUAACCGGGAGGUGUUUGUUGGGUUCCUGAGCCCAUCCCAAUCCCAUUCCUGAUCCCGAUCCCAUUCCAGGGGUUCAGAUGUUCGUCAGUAACCGGGAGGUGUUCGGGUUCCUGCCGGUCCCGCUGCGCUCCCACAGCUCCCUGCGGGACGAGGCCGACAACUUCCUGCACGUCCAGCUGGAGAUCAUGGUGAAGCUCCCUCCGGCCGAGCCCUCCCCCCACGUGUGGGUGCCCCCCAAGGUCUCCGACAAGAUGGGCUUUGAUGAGGUGUUCCUGAUCAACCUGCAGCGCCGCUCCGACCGCCGGGCGCGGAUGCUCCGGACGCUCCAGGAGCAGGGAAUUUCCUGCAAACUGGUGGAGGCCGUGGACGGUCGGGCCCUGAACAGCAGCGAGGUGGAGGCGCUGGGGAUCCGGAUGCUCCCGGGAUACCGGGACCCCUUCCACGGGCGACCCCUCACCCGGGGGGAGGUGGGCUGCUUCCUCAGCCACUUCCACGUCUGGCAGGAGAUCUCGGCGCGGGGGCUGCGCAAGUCCUUGGUGUUCGAGGACGAUUUGCGCUUCGAGAUCUUCUUCCGCCGGCGCCUCACGGAGCUCAUGGAGGAGCUGGAGGAGGCCGGGACGCCCUGGGACCUCAUUUACCUGGGCCGGAAGCGGCUGCACCCGGAGCGCCCGGAGCGCCCCGUUCCCGGUGUCCGGAACCUGGUGGAGGCGGGAUAUUCCUACUGGACGCUGGGAUACGCCCUGUCCCUGAGCGGGGCCAGGAAGCUGCUGGAGGCGGAGCCCCUGGGAAAGAUGAUCCCGGUGGAUGAAUUCCUGCCCGUCAUGUUCGACCGGCACCCGCUCUCUGACUAUUCCCGGCACUUCCCCCGCCGGGAUCUCGUGGCCUUUUCCGCGGAGCCGCUGCUGCUCUUCCCGACGCACUACACGGGGGACGCGGGAUACGUGAGCGACACCGAGACCCCCACGCUCUGGGACGAGUCCCCCUGGCCCGGGGGGGUCACGAUCCCGCGGGAAUCCCGGGAAUCCCGGAACUCCGACCUGCUCCGGGACAGCCCCGCCCGCGACGAGCUCUGAGACUCUUUCUGGAAUUCCCGGAAUUCCAAGUGACACCCGAGACCACCCCCCUUCCCCGGGGCUGGGAGGGGGAGCAGAUCCUGCGGGAAUCCCGGAAUUCUGACC
This is a messenger RNA of Manacus vitellinus (golden-collared manakin), 1515 nucleotides long. RefSeq names its product procollagen galactosyltransferase 1. Lineage: Eukaryota; Metazoa; Chordata; Aves; Passeriformes; Pipridae. The record is from RefSeq and is a predicted model, not a curated record. Gene Ontology annotation, molecular function: procollagen galactosyltransferase activity. The coding region runs from base 415 to 1410 and encodes 331 amino acids. The transcript has 7 exons.